Pelodiscus sinensis (Chinese soft-shelled turtle) is the source of this 2237-nucleotide messenger RNA. The record is from RefSeq and is a predicted model, not a curated record. Lineage: Eukaryota; Metazoa; Chordata; Testudines; Trionychidae.
UUCUUCUUGACUCUCUUUUUUAAUUAUUUUUUCCCCUUAGGAACUAAAUGCUCUCCUAUAAUAUGUGCUGCCUCAUUUCACACCAGUUCCCCUUCCUACGCCAAAGAAGAUUACUACCAGAUACUGGGAGUGCCUCGAAAUGCCACCCAGAAGGAGAUCAAGAAAGCCUAUUACCAGCUUGCCAAGAAAUACCAUCCCGACACAAAUAAGGAUGACCCUAAAGCAAAGGAGAAGUUCUCUCAGCUGGCAGAAGCCUAUGAGGUGUUAAGUGAUGAAGUGAAGCGAAAGCAAUAUGAUACUUAUGGUACUGCUGGCUUUGACACCGGCUCAGCAGGCGCUGGACGCCAGUACUGGGGCAGCGGGCCCACCAUUGACCCAGAGGAACUUUUCAGGAAAAUCUUUGGGGAAUUUUCAGGAUCCUCUUUUGGAGACUUUCAGAGUGUCUUUGACCAGCCACAGGAGUACGUCAUGGAGUUGACAUUCAAUCAAGCUGCAAAAGGUGUGAACAAGGAGAUCGUGGUGAAUAUCAAUGACGCUUGUCAGCGGUGUGAUGGCAAGGGGCAUGAGCCGGGGACCAAGGUGCAGCACUGUCACUACUGCAAUGGCACUGGGAUGGAGACAAUAAAUACAGGGCCUUUUGUGAUGCGUUCUACAUGCCGGCGAUGUGGAGGUCGCGGUUCUGUCAUGACCACACCAUGUGCGUUGUGUCGCGGCUCUGGGCAAACCAAACAGAAGAAGAAUGUGAUGGUCCCUGUACCAGCAGGUGUGGAGGAUGGACAGACUGUUCGCAUGCCCGUAGGAAAAAAAGAAAUUUUCAUUACGUUCAGGGUUCAGAAAAGUCCUGUGUUCAGACGAGAUGGAGCAGAUAUACACUCAGACCUCUUUAUCUCGAUAGCACAGGCAGUGCUUGGAGGUACAGCCAGAACUCAGGGUCUGUAUGAGACCAUCAAUAUCAUGAUACCGCCAGGUAUUCAAGCAGACCAGAGGAUACGAAUGAGUGGGAAAGGCAUUUCCCGGGUUAACAGUUAUGGUUAUGGAGACCACUACAUUCAUAUAAAGAUCAGGAUUCCGAAGAGGCUGACAGAUCGCCAGCGAGCCCUAAUGUUGAGCUAUGCUGAGGAUGAGACGGACGUGGAAGGGACAGUGAAUGGAGUCACAAAUACAUCUGCUGGAAAACGCUCUACUGGCAACUAGACAGUGGGAAGCAGCAGUAGAUCAUUCCUGCAGCCGGGGGGAGUCGUUCUGUCGUCUGGCCAUGGGCCUUGGAAGUGAAAGGAUGUCCCUUGGCAGCACGCUCACUGCCCGCCGGCAACACCACGAACUACAAGAGGCACCAACAAUCACCAGAUCAUGAGGAACUAGCCACCUUAGGAAAUGUCACCCGGGCAUCUGUACGGGGUCUAGGAUUCCGCAUGCUGGGAGCUCAUUUGGAUCCUCCUUGUGUUAUAAUUCAGAGCCAAAUGUGGACGCUUUAAUGGUAAAAUGAAAAUGUUUCCAGUGGCAAACGGAGUCGUUUGCUUUACGGAGCUUUCAGCGAGGUGGCUUCGCGCGCCGCUCGACAAGUCCGUCCGCUCGGUCACCCUUCCUCAGUACGAGAUCUGCUUGGUGCAUCCUUUCCUGGAAGGCUUGGCCUGUCUGCGGAAUGACCCCACCAGCUGGGAAGAGGCCCUGGUUCUAGACUCCUGUGAUAGACUUAGAGGGAUCUCCCGUCUGCUGAGAGUGAAUUACAGGGAAGGAGCGUAAUUGCCCAUAGUCCCCCACAAGGUGUGAGGGUGGGCGUGGCUUUCCUUGUCCUGUUAGCCGCUCCUACAGCCUGCGCUGGUUAGAAUCAGCACUUCCCUUCCUCGCCAAGGCUAGCGCGGUGGCAAAACAAGGCAGCGUUGCCAUUUAACCCAGUGCCCAGGGCGCUCUCACCAGCUCUUAGGAAAUGCACCCAGGCUGCCAGUUACGUUACAGCCCAGCCCUGCUAGUCUCCAGAGAACGGGCCUUCUGGGGGGAUGUUCCAAGCAAAUGUACUGACCAGCCCGUAGGAAUCAUUGUUUCAGUCUAGCCGGCUAAGAAUGCACAUGGAUUGGUCUGCACUCCACAGCUGGAAUUAGGCACCAGUGGAGAGUGUUUCCAUGGUUACUGCAACCUGCCUUUUAGUUGAAUACUUACAACUGCCCGCAGCCCCCACCCCUCUGGGCACUGACCAGCUGGACAGGAUUUGACACAGCACCUCCCUCCUUGCAGUUCUG